CGUUCAUAAAAGCCAGCCCUACGUUCCCGCGUCAUUCCUCUUCUAAAUUCGCCUUCGUUUACACAUUUUCAGAGGCUGCAAUUUCACUUCCCUGGCUUUGCAUUUUGAUCGGAAAAUGCAGAUCUAUUUCCUUAAUUAAUCGAGGAAUCAUGGCUAUGUCCAGAGAUAUACAUGAGAUCGUCUCUAAACUUUCAUCCGACAAAACAAAAAUCAGAGAGGAAGGAAGGGGUUAAGCUUUUGGACAUUUAUCUGGAAGAGCCAGGAUGCCGCAGCUUCUGCAAAUUUCUCAGCAAGAACACUGCUAAGCUCCAGCGGAAUGAGAUUCCUCACUCUGAAACGUGGCCAUAUCUUCUCACAUUGCUCAUCCAGUGUGUGGCCACAGAGAUAUCCACGAGCAGGAAAAGGGCAGUGAAACCAAUUUUCUUUAAGACUCUUAAGAACUUUGUUGACCAUGCAGAAGACAUUAAGUAUUCAGGUAGGACAGUGCUGCUAUUGCCUGCCAUUAAGCCACUCUUCAAUCACAUAUGGGAAGUUCUACGGGAUGCUACAAACUUUCCUUCUGAUUACUACAACAUUCUUCAACAACUGGUGGCCAAAAAACAGUAUCGCAUAAACUUGAGAAAGCGACUUUAUUGCAGUCUAGUACUUAAUUUAAUGAGAAAAGUGGAACUAUCUUUGAAGGGAGAGUUGAAUUCCAAUACGAGCUCUAAAGAAGUCCAGACGCUUCAUAUACUCUUGGAGAAUCCUCCUGGAGACUUCCCUGAUAAUUUAAGGGAGGAACUUGUCAAGUGGUUUGUUGGGUUUGGUCCUCACUUGAGAGAUGAGAAGGUUUCAUGCAAGAUUUUUCAGUUCAUCAAUAUAUUUCUGUUAAAGGAUGGUCCGAAUUUAGGCACCCAAGUUCUGGAGAUUCAUUUGGUUGUUCGGGAAAUUAUGGUUCAAUGCUGGAUGUCGACUCAUGAUCGAGGACUAAAGAAUGCACUUAUUCUUUAUGCAAGGAUACAAUUGAAAUUGAGCAGGAGAUCUUCCGUUAGAAGUGAACUGUUAGAGCAACUUUUAUAUGUUGUUAGUAAGAUACUGGACCAGAGUGAUUCUUCUGGGUCUAGUACCCCAUGGUAUAUUGACAUUGCAAUGAGAGGCAGGGUUGGCAGCAUUGCUAGUUCACUGCACAGUUUGAUGGAACUUGCGGCUUCUGUUAUUUAUAAGGCCUGUACUCAUGCCCUUAAGCCACCUUCUUCUGUGAAACGAAUCAAGAAGGAUGACGCCGAAACACGAUUGAAAGAAGGGAUAAUGAAAGGAAAAUGGUUAUGGAAUUGUGCUUUUUGUUUCCUUCUACGGAAUCAUCGAACCCGUAUUCCUAAAACACUUGUCCUUAACUGGUUUGAAGGCUUAUCUGAAAGUUUUGAGAGGAUUAUUAGCGAGGGAAUCACUGCACAUGAUUAUGAUAGUCCGCUUUGGGCUUUGCGGAGCUUGCAGGAGCUUGCUGCUCUAUCAUCGUUCCUUUAUUCAGUAAAGUCUUCAAAUUACUCCAAUGCCAUUUCUUGGGAGUCCAUGCAGGUCCUUGGUGGUUGGCAUACAAUUUGGAGCUGUUUAAUGCAUUGGCUUCCCAUUUUCAGCAAUGUGAUACAUUUGGUGGAUGCUGCUUUGAUGCUCUUGGGGAGAAUUGUUUCGAGAGGGCUAGUACAUAUAUAUGAUGUACCUCAAGAAGUGUGGGACCUCAAAUUAUUUUCAGAUGUGCCUUCAUUGUCUACUUUGUACUUCAUUGCUUGCUAUUUCUGUAGACCGAGUUGUCAGGGUAGCCUUCAAGAUAUUUUUCACUUGAGGCAAAAACUCUUGAGAGCUAUCUUACGGUUAUUUCUCAAGGAGGAACAAUUUGAGGCAAAGGAACACAUGCUUAUGCUCUUUCCGGCGGCUGUAUUAGCUCUUUGUGCUGGUUGUGCUCCCUUUCCAACUAAUGAUAAAUCUGUGGAGGUUAUAAAUUUUUGCAGUCUUAUACCAUUUGAUGACUGGGCUAAGGUGAAGGAACCUGACCAGGCCAUCGAGAAUGAACUUAGCGCUUUGGAUUGCUCUGAGGAAGUCUUGGCAGAAAUUGAGACUGGCUUUUGUGUUGAGGUGGAUAACACAGAAUGUUAUUCAAAUAUACGUCUUCCUCGAUCAAUAGUGCGACUGCUUUUGCAUGAAUUUGAGGAUGACUUCCUUAAAAAGCUUACCUCAUAUCAUGAGAUACAAUUAUCUUUGCCUGAACUUUUCCAUCUAUGCAACCUCCUUUGCAAUGUUAUUUAUGGAUUCAUGUUUGCAAGGCUUAGAGGAGUAGAAUCAUUAUUCCUCACCAAGAUGCUUCAACAUCUCUCUGAAUUUUUAAAACAUUCAAUUGGUAUAAUUAAGGGUUAUUAUACUGAAAUCCAAAAUCGUCCUUGCUUGGGUUCUGGCCCCUUUGUAGCUAUUGAAGGUUCAACUGUGGAAGCUUUUCAGAGCUUGAUGUGCUCACCACUAUUCAGUUCAUUUAUAAGCGAGAGGAGUUCUCUUCUUGAUGAGCUAUCCAAGAGUAUUAUUCCGGUAAUCAACGAACUUUUGUUCGCUCUGGCAGAUCUAUUUCUCGAGUCCUCCAAUUGUUCAGGGAAUGAAGAUUUUGAGAUGGUAGUUUGUCAUGAAAGUGACCUUGUUUGGAAUGACGAAGAAGAGAAUGGGGUUGAUCUUGAGAUGGAGUUGGAUCAAGACGAUUGUUCCAAAGACAAAGAUUCAUUAAUUGCAAAUAUGUGCAAUGUGUCAAGGACUGUUUUCUCUUUCGUGCAAUGGAAGUUGGAUUUGGUUUCUAUUAUUUCAAGUAUCCACUCAGUUUUGCCUGUCCCUACUUGGGAUAUCCUGUUUAACCUCUUGGAAAAGGAAACAAAUACGAAGGUUCGUGAAAGUAUUCUUUACAACCUUUGCAAAUUAUUUUCUGGUUCCUCACCAAGAAAUAUCUUGCGUCUGGUGAACUCAUUCAAUACGUUAUUGGAUGAUCCCGAGAAUUCUGAAGUUGAUCCAGCUUGUAUAUUGACUUCUAUUGAUGCUUUUCUGGAGAGCUUGCUCUCUGCUGCCUCCGGAAGAAAUAAUGGGGACACAGAGCACUCGAUAAUGGGGAAGCAAGCUGAGCAGGCGCUUGGAGAUCUUGGUGUCUUGGUGAAUAAAGUGGCAGACCAUGGUCUGGAUUGGCCUACAAGAAUGAAUCUUAUCAAUUGCAUAUGUCAUUUUGUUUCACUUGAUCCAUGUACUGCCCAGGUUAUGAUCGAAAGGCUUUUUGCAAUGCUCCAAGAUGCAGACUACCGAGUGAGACUUUCCCUUGCAAGGCAUAUAGGUGUGCUCUUCCUGACAUGGGAGGGUCAUGAACAACUUUUCCAGGAUAUUUGUUCUAAUUUCCGGGUGAAGUUGGUGAUGGCCUCAAAAGGAAAGAUUGUUACAGCUAAGGAUGUUCUUGAUGUCGGUGUUCAAUCACAGCUAUUUUUGGAAACUGCUGUUAUUACUCUGGCGCAUCUUGCUUAUUUCAGUGACAAAGUGGAGAUAGAGGCCAUCUUCAUGGCAUGUGUUGUUGCCGCUAUGGAGCCUGCACUGAGGGAAUUGGUCUAUGCUAUACUUGAUACGCUCUCUAAACAGCUCAAGUAUCCGACCAGGUCAAAGUAUUUGGAACAACUUAUGGGAUCACUUCUUUCUCGUUGGGUGACUUGCCAAGUGAGCUUGGUUGCAUUAGUUGAGAUUCGCGGCUUGUUUAUACCUGAAUGUCAACCUGAUUGUUUCAUGGAGUCUUGCUGCCCUUGGCUUCUUCCGCCUCUUAUUUUAAGUGGGGAAAGUUCUAACAUGAAUUGGGCUGCAACAGUAACAUGUGAACCUCUGUCAGAGCUUGUGAAGAAGCACUUUGUACCAAUAUUCGCGGCUUGCAUGACUUUUCAUUGCAGUAAUAAGUCAAGCAAUAGCCAUGCUAUCAAAGUGCUUCAGAGUUCAAUUUUGCACAUUGCAGAUAUCUCUGAGCAUGAGCGAGAUAACCUCAUAAAGACGAACACGGUUGCCAUUGUCGGUUGCCUCCUUUCACUUACCUCCUCUACUUCCCACCCGGAUGCACCCUACUUUCCAAAGGAUACUAUAGUGGUUGCAAUAAGGACAAUUAUUGAUGGGCUUUUGGACACAGAUGGUUGCCCUGAUAAUGCUGGUCUCAUUGAUGACGUCAAGAUUUUCCGUCCUGAUAGAGUUUUCCAGUUUCUUGUUGGGAUACAUUAUCAGUUGACUUCUGCACUUCAUCCAAGGCAUAAGGUUCGUGCAUUGUCUAGUAUUGAGGUGCUUAUGAAUAUUAUUGGGUCCAGGGCUGCAAUUUCUACCACUUCUUGUUAUCUUUUCAAUCUACUUGGUCAGUUCAUCAGUUGCAGUAUGUUGCAAGAACAGUGCUGUUUCUUACUUUCUUCGCUGAUUGAAAUAUUUAAAAGUAAUCCCUCGAAGGAUGCUAUCAGUGCACUUAGUGAACAACUUCAGUUUUUGGUUUCAAAGUUGGUAGUCUGUUGCAUUCCCCCGGAACAAGAUGGAAAACAUUUUCAGGAAAAGUCUUCACGAAUUUUAUCUUUGAUCUAUCAGCUUACAGUGGAUGCCGACCCUUCCCUUUAUGAACACAUAAGAGUGUUGGAACCUUUUCCAGAACUGGAAUGCUUUGAGAAAGUCCGGAGUUUUCAUCAUGCGAUUUGUAAGGGACUGACUCCUAGAGAUCAAUUUUUUAUGUUUGUGAAGAGAUCGUGUUAUCUUCCUCUGAAGUUACGCCUACAAAGUCUUCAGAUAUUUCAUAGGAAGUUGCUUUCAAAGGAGUUAUUCCAAUCACAAGAGAACUCUAAUGAUAAUUAUUCCAUGCUUGAAAGCUGGAAUUGUGAGCCUGAGAUUGUUUCUGCAGUCUGGAAGUUGGUUGACAUGUGUGCUUCAGAUGAUGGAAUCAAUUUGAGAGGCAUGGUGGCGGAUUUUGUAUCUAGGGUUGGUGUGGGGGAUCCUCAUCGUGUGGUUGUCCGUUUGCCUGGAGAUUUUGAUCAAAAGCUUCCCUUUUCUCGGCUUAUCGUACGGUCUGACAGGGAAACCAACUUUGGUGUUGGCAUUGGUGUUUCAGAAGAACUAGUGGCUACACUUCUUAAAAUGUUUAAGAAAUAUCUUCUGGAUGAAUCUGUCACAAUAGUUGACAAGACAGCGCGAGCACUUCACGGGAUCCUUUUGACUAGAACGGGGCAAAGUGCGUUGUUGUUGUUGGACUCUUCUGAUAGAUCCUUUCUUAAGGUCCAUUCGAAAGGAGUGAAUUUGAAGCGUGUUGAGAAACUACUACAUGAUAUGGAAGCUACGGCGAAUGCAACUCCAUUGCAAGAACCUUCUCUUUGGCAGCCACAUGGUAAAACAUACGAGCAGUGGAUCUGUCCGCUUGUAUACUCUCUUAUUUAUCAUGCGAAUGACAUAGUUUUGCGAUUAUGUCGGGAUGUAGCAUUACUAAAGGCUGAAGUUGCUGAACUCCUAUUUCCUAUUAUUCUCGCAAAUAUAGCUAAAACAAAAGCCCCAAAUUCUGAUCUCUGCCAGCUGAUCUCCUCACAGGUACAAGAGCAUAUAUUUAUUGAAUCUAAUGUCUUAAUCAAAUCCAUUCAAGUCAUUUUGGAAGCAAUGAAUGAACUGCGGUUUUAUUAUGUGAUGGAAAGAGCUGGCAUGUCUUCAGUACAGAUAAAGGGAGAAACCCCAAAGGUUGGGAGACACUCUGGAAGCCGUGGUUCGAGAUCCCCUUACAUGGCAGAAAUGGCUUCUGAUUCCUUAGCCUCACAAAUGCAAGAUGCUUUAUCAAGCUGUUCGUGGCAGAAAGUGUACUGGCUUCUCAUAGAUUAUCUUGUGGUGGCAAAAGCUGCAAUUAUUUCUGGUGCAUACUUCACCUCUGUCAUGUAUGUGGAACAUUGGUGUGAGGAACAUUUUGGCACCCUGUUUUUGGGAGACCCUGAUUUUUCUCACCUUGAAAUGCUACCAGCUCAUGUUGAACUCCUGGUUGCUGCCAUCACUAAGAUAAAUGAACCCGACAGCAUAUAUGGGAUCAUUCGUUCACAUAAGCAGUUGGUGUCACAAAUUACUACUUAUGAGCAUGAGGGGAACUGGAACAAGGCUCUUGAGCAUUAUGAUUUGCUUGUGAGGACAAAACAAAUAAAUCGAAGGGAUGGAGAAUCGGAAAUAUUGGCAACUGAUAAUUAUCAGGGUGUCUCUCAAGUAAAAUCUUCCCAAUUUACUAGUGAUUCUGGUUGCUGGAACUCUUACAAAGGUCUGAUGAGAUCAUUGCAGCAAACUGGUUGUACUCAUGUUCUGGAUGUAUAUUGUCAAGGUUUGACUGCCCAGAAUGGCCACCUUCUGCAAGAUGCAGAAUUCACUGAAUUACAGUAUGAGGCAGCUUGGCGGGCUGGAAACUGGGACUUCUCUUCACUUUCAGUCAGGGCCAAUUCUGCACUUGCGGGCCAUAAUGUGUUUUAUAAGCACAAUCAUUUUAAUGAAAACUUGCAUAGUUGCCUAAGAGCUUUGAAAGAGGGAGAUGCAAGUGAAUUCCAACUAAAGCUCAAGGAGACAAAGCAGGAUCUUGUCUUCUUGAUUUCUUAUUCCAGCAAGGAGAGUACUGAACAUAUAUAUUCUACAAUACUUAAACUUCAGAUUCUGGAUCAUCUCGGCCAAGCAUGGAACUUGCGUUGGAAGCCAAUUUCUUGUCAAAAACAAAAGUUUUAUCUGAAACAGGAGGCAUUGUGUGAACCUAUCAUACCAAACAUGGAGCAGCUAGAGUGGCUUAAUGCAGAUUGGGAGUUCAUUCUGAAACAAACAGGCCCACAUCUUACUUUGUUGGAACCCUUUAUAGCCUUCAGACGGGUGUUAUUUCAAAUCUUAAAUUGCAAACCGUGCACAAUGCAGCAUCUUUUGCAGUCGGCAUCAACCUUCCGUAAGGGAGCCAGAUUCUCUCAUGCUGCUGCUGCAUUGCACGAGUUUAAAUUCCUCUUUAAUGAAAAUGAAACAUCGUAUAUUUGCUCUCUGGGAAGGCUUGAAGAGGCUAAACUUUUACGAGCCCAAGGUCAGCACGAGAUGGCUAUAAAUCUGGCAAACUAUAUUAUGAAUCAUUAUCAGUUGGCGGAAGAUGUUUCUAACAUAUGUCGUUUAACUGGGAAGUGGUUAGCUGAGAGCCGAUCUAGCAACUCAAGGACCAUUUUAGAACAAUACCUGAAGCGUGCAGUUAAACUUACUGAGGGAAAGAAGACAGUGAAGCAGGCAAUGUGUACAACAAGGCAGUGCCAAAUGCAUUUUCAGCUUGCGCACUACACUGAUGCUUUGUUUAGGAGUUAUGAAGAGAGACUUGCCUCUAGUGAAUGGCAAGCAGCAUUACGUUUGAGGAAACAUAAGGCCAAAGAGUUUGAGGCCCUCGUUAAGAGAAUGAAAACUGUAACAAAGGGAGAAAAGACAGACUACUCUAUGAAAAUACAGGAGUUGCACAAACAGCUUCAGAUGGACAAUGAAGAGGCCAAGAAAUUGGAGGAUGAUAAAAACAAUUUCCUCAAUCUAGCAUUGGAGGGAUAUCAGCGUUGUUUGGUCAUUGGAGAUAAGUAUGAUUUAAGAGUGGUCUUUAGACUUGUCUCUUUGUGGUUCAAUUUCGCAAUUGACCAAGAUGGUCGAACCAACCAAAACGUUGUAAACCAAAUGCUGAAGGCAGUAAAUGAGAUCCAAUCAUAUAAGUUUAUUCCAUUAGUGUACCAAAUCGCCUCAAGAAUGGGGAGUUCAAAAGACAGCCAGGAAUCAAUGAGUUUUCAGUUUGCUUUGAUCUCUCUUGUGAAGAAAAUAGCCAAAGAACAUCCGUACCAUACUAUGUUUCAGCUUCUAGCUUUAGCAAAUGGGGACCGCGUCAAGGACAAGCUGCGCAGCAGAAACUCAUUUGUGGUUGACUUAGACAAGAAGAAUGCAGCAGAGAAUCUCUUAAAGGAGUUGUCUUCUUGCCAUGGUGCUCUUAUUCUGCAGAUGAGACAAAUGGUUGAGAUAUAUAUUAAGCUCGCUGAAUUGGAAACAGAUAAGAAGGAUACUAAUAAAAGGAUGGCAUUACCAAGGGAUGUUCGUAGUCUUCGGCAACUUGAACUUGUCCCUGUUAUAACAGCUAAUGUACCUGUUGACCGUAACUGCCAAUACCAAGAGGGAUCAUUUCCCUACUUUAAAGGCCUAUCGGAUUCUAUCAUCGUGAUGUAUGGGAUAAAUGCCCCAAAAGUUGUAGAAUGCUUUGGCUCUGAUGGUAGGAAAUAUCGUCAACUUGCAAAAUCUGGAAAUGAUGAUCUUCGACAAGAUGCUGUUAUGGAGCAAUUCUUUGGUUUGGUAAACACUUUCCUGCAAAACCAUUGCGACACUCAGAAAAGGAGACUAAGCAUACGAACAUAUAAGGUUGUUCCCUUUACUCCUAGUGCUGGCGUACUUGAAUGGGUUGAUGGCACGAUCCCACUUGGUGAUUAUCUUUUGGGAAGCACGAAGGAUGGUGGAGCUCAUGGACGCUAUGGAAAAGGGGAUUGGUCUUACCAAGAAUGUCGGGAGUAUAUGACAAAAGGAAAGGAAAAGCUCAAGGCAUUUCACGAAGUUUGUGAGAACUACAGGCCUGUGAUGCACUAUUUCUUCGUGGAGAGAUUCUUGCAACCUGCCGAUUGGUUUGAGAAAAGACUCUCUUACACACGAAGUGUUGCAGCUAGUUCAAUGGUGGGUUACAUAGUUGGACUCGGAGAUCGUCACUCGAUGAACAUUCUCAUCGAUCAAGCCACUGCAGAAGUUGUACAUAUUGAUCUUGGCGUUGCCUUUGAACAAGGAUUGAUGCUUAAAACACCUGAAAGGGUGCCAUUUAGGCUGACAAGAGACAUUAUAGAUGGCAUGGGGGUCACUGGAAUAGAAGGUGUCUUCAGAAGAUGUUGUGAGGAGACCCUCCUUGUUAUGAGGACAAAUAAGGAAGCACUGCUUACCAUCAUUGAAGUUUUCAUUCAUGAUCCUCUGUACAAAUGGGCUCUUUCUCCUCUCAAAGCAUUGCAACGACAAAAGGAAACAGAUGAUGAUGUGGAUGCAGUGAUGGAGGACUCUGAGGAUGAAAUUGAAGGGAACAAAGAUGCUACCCGUGCAUUGUUGCGAGUGAAGCAAAAGUUGGAUGGGUACGAAGAUGGUGAAAUGAAAAGUGUACAAGGGCAGGUUCAGCGACUCAUCCAAAAUGCAAUUGACACAGAGAACUUGUGUAAUCUGUUCCCAGGAUGGGGAGCUUGGUUGUGAUUAUAGUGACACAUUAAGCAGACAGCCACGCCGUGUAAAAGGCGUUCUUUUCCCUUGAAUCAUUGUUUUCUUUUCCAUUUUGUUACAGUAUGUGUAUUAGGAAGCCGCCAUGCCAUGCGAUGUGAAAUUUACCGUUUCUUUCCUUGUAAAUGUGUAUAGCUAUCAAAGGUCCCCUUUUUUGUUGUGGGAAAAGUUUUGAUGUGAAUUUGUUGUUAAUAAUAAUGGAUAUUAGCUUUCGAUCUGUA
Messenger RNA from Amborella trichopoda, 9521 nucleotides. The record is from RefSeq and is a predicted model, not a curated record. NCBI's taxonomy places the organism in Eukaryota, Viridiplantae, Streptophyta, Magnoliopsida, Amborellales, Amborellaceae.